This is a messenger RNA of Penicillium manginii, 1179 nucleotides long. RefSeq lists its product as uncharacterized. The transcript is spliced from 5 exons. Bases 1 to 1179 code for a protein of 392 amino acids. The record is from RefSeq and is a predicted model, not a curated record. Lineage: Eukaryota; Fungi; Ascomycota; Eurotiomycetes; Eurotiales; Aspergillaceae.
AUGGCUGAAGGCAUGUCGGUGGCGAUAUUGGUGGUUUCUUGGCUAGAGACUUGCAUCGGCUUGGUGUUUCUGGCACUGCGUUUCUUGAGCACUUGGAAGUUUCAAGGCCGUUUUAGAUGGGAUUUUGCGGCUGCCACAUUAACUGUGGCUAUACAGACCAUCGCCCAGCUAUUCCUGCAACUCUCCGUUAACGCAGGAAUGGGAAACCAUAUGACCGACCUUAAUACUGCGCAAAGAGUGGCAGCAUUAAAAUGGGGAUGGGUUUUCCAGCUACUCGCCAUUGGAGCGAGCAUGGUCGGCAAAAUAGCGAUCCUGGCAUUCUUGAUCCAGGUACGGGGCCGACGAGCAUCAAAACCCUGGCUAUUAAUUCUUCUUGGGGUUCUAAUUUUCGUGAUCAACAUUGCCGUCAUGGGAACCAUUCUGGGCCAAUGUUCGCCGAUGGAGAAACUAUGGAAUGAUGCCCUCCCAGGAUCAUGCGACCCGGGGCGCAAGAUGAAUCAGAACUACUCCUUUUUCCAAGCCAGUUUUAAUGUGCUCUCCGAUGCUGUUUUGGCUUCAUAUCCAGCCCAUCUUUUCUGGAAGCUUCAAAUGAAAUUACGAAUCAAGAUUGCUCUGUCUAUCCUGAUGGGACUUGGCUGGGUAGCUGCAGUAUGUUCAGCCCUCAAGUGCUACGAACUGAAAGCGUUAACCCAGACCGACGACGUUACCUACGCCCAAUCCUCCCUCCUUAUCUGGGCUUCCACAGAAGCUUGGAUUAUCAUCAUCGUGGGCUGCGUUCCACCGAUUCGCCCCCUGAUGGAACGCAUUCUCCAACACCUCGGUCUCACAAGCAAGAAGACGUCAACUCCUUACUACGACCAGAACCACCAUGCCUACCCUACAUAUGGAACCAAUAGAUCGCAUGUCGCAUCAUCAACCCAUCAAUCAAUUGCAAAGAAAGACCGCAAGCCGCGUGGGCGAGGGGAAGAGGACUUGGCUUGGGUGGAACUCACGAAUGCUCGGGAUUCCAAUGAUAGUAAAGGGCAGAUAAUUGGCGAUACAAAUAUUGUUGUCACUACAGAGUUUGGUACGCAAUUUGAGGAGCGUGGGGCUCAUCAUGCUGGGUCAUCAGCCGCCAGCCAGACUUCAGGUGAGGAUGGGAUUGGAAGCCCUCGUGCCGAUAUACGAAAAGUGGUUUGA